AUGGCAUACCAGGAAGAUGUGUCAACAAUUGCAGAAGUAGAGAAGCUCAACAGUGAGGCCAAUGUUCUCUAUAAAUCGGGAAAAUUCCUUGAAGCUAUGACGAAGUACCAAGAAGCCAUGGCAGCAGAUAAAACUUCUGGGCCUUGUACUUUUAAAUUUUUCCGCAACAUGACUGCUGUCUACUUUGAGCUCGGCAGGUAUACUCAAUGCCUCGAGAAGACGAAGCAGGUUGUCGAACUGAUCCAGAACAUGAUGCCAGAGGAUAAAGCCAUCUUUGUGAAGCUUGCGCAGCGAAUGGAGAGAUCUAUUGAACAUAUUCCUAAAGCCUCAGAUGAACAGAAGCUGAGAAGUCGUCUGAAAAUCAGUGUUUCUUUACCACGCUACCGUGCUUCUCUGGUUACAACGACUGAAUACUUUACGGUUGGGCACGACAUUCCCGAAGGCAUCUUUCACGACCUCAUCCAGAAACCCCGUCGAGAUGAGAAAGACAGAACACUCUCAUUCUUUUUUGGUGGCAUCGGGGAUGCUCGCAAUUAUAUGCAACGAUGA
This is a messenger RNA of Botrytis porri, 549 nucleotides long. RefSeq lists its product as uncharacterized. The transcript has 3 exons. The record is from RefSeq and is a predicted model, not a curated record. Gene Ontology annotation, molecular function: protein binding. Bases 1 to 549 code for a protein of 182 amino acids. NCBI's taxonomy places the organism in Eukaryota, Fungi, Ascomycota, Leotiomycetes, Helotiales, Sclerotiniaceae.